Messenger RNA from Penicillium psychrosexuale, 222 nucleotides. RefSeq lists its product as uncharacterized. Lineage: Eukaryota; Fungi; Ascomycota; Eurotiomycetes; Eurotiales; Aspergillaceae. The record is from RefSeq and is a predicted model, not a curated record. The transcript has a single exon. The coding region runs from base 1 to 222 and encodes 73 amino acids.
AUGAGAGACGGUCGGAUCCGGAUCACCACCUCGCACCGCCUGCAACCUUUUUACAAUGACCCGGAAUACGAUCCCGUACCGUCUCGAGGACUGACACUGAUGAAUGCCCAGGCCCAUUACUCUCGCAUGCUCAACCGAGAAGUCUCGGAGCGUAAGCAGGUUGGAGACAUCGAGAGUCUGUUCCACUCGGAGCAGCGGAGGAGAGAGGAGAAAGAGAUGUAA